Zea mays is the source of this 972-nucleotide messenger RNA. RefSeq lists its product as uncharacterized. The record is from RefSeq and is a predicted model, not a curated record. The transcript is spliced from 6 exons. The coding region runs from base 1 to 972 and encodes 323 amino acids. NCBI's taxonomy places the organism in Eukaryota, Viridiplantae, Streptophyta, Magnoliopsida, Poales, Poaceae.
AUGCGGAUGCAACGGAUGCUGGCCGAGGCGCUGGUGCAAUUCUAUCCGAUGGCCGAGAGGCUAGUGCGUGACACGUCCACACACGCGCUCGUGGGGCCUGUGUUAGACGCAACCCCGGAACUUGGCGUUCUGGAGCACGACCCGCACCGAAGCCGGCGGAACAGCCGCGGCGGGUCGAAGCGAGCGAGGGUGAGGAGGGGGCGUGAGGUCAGGUGGAGGCUGCGACCGCGCGGGCGCCGCCGCCGGCACAGGGACGGGCAGUGGGGGAAGAGGAAGGGCGACGACAGCGCGAGGGAGAUUGAUCAUUGUUUUGUUCGGGGUGAUAAUGGUAGAGAUAGGGUAGAUUCAGUUGAAAAUAGCUUCAAUGCUCGUGAUUGUGAUUCAAAUUGCUCUCAUGGACAGCCUUUUUUCAACUUUGAUGAUUCACAUUCUUAUAUUCAUCCAUUCAUUCAGAGAAAGAUAUCUCAUCAUUGGGACAUUACUUUCAAUCAGAAUAAGGAAGCUCUGAAUCACUAUAUACAAGAGUCAUCAUAUCCUUCCCAUGAGAAAGUACCAACUGAUUCCUCGGUAGAAGUAGAGGGUACAGACGAUACAACUGCAACAGGUCAAGUUUUGAAAGCAAGGUCUUUAAAAAUUCUUGAGCAUUCACCUGAUGAUGAAGUAGAAGGAGAGAUGGUAUACUUACAAUCUAGGCUGCUUGACAAUGCUGUUGUUCUGAAGCACAGAUAUGAAAAAUUGAUAGCAAAGGUUGUCCAAAAUCUCUCUCGCGAGUUGGAUGCCUUCAGUAAAAGAAAAUGGGAUCUUAUUUUUGUGAAUCAGUUCCUUCGUGAUGUCAGAGAAGCUAAGAAACGUGGGAGAAAAGCAAAGAGACAUAAGGAAGCCCAAGCUGUACUAGCUGCAGUUGCUAUUGCAUCCUCCUCACGGAACUCAACCGUGAGAAAAGAUGCAAAGGAGGAUGCACCAAAGAUGUAA